Spirometra erinaceieuropaei is the source of this 267-nucleotide messenger RNA. Lineage: Eukaryota; Metazoa; Platyhelminthes; Cestoda; Diphyllobothriidea; Diphyllobothriidae. The record is from the annotation of a GenBank genome assembly.
AUGGACUUGCUGGAUGCUGAGGACUUCUCGUCUCCUUCCUCCUUCCGAAUCGGCCUCAGCAGGGCUCGCCGCAAAAAUCAAAUGUAUGGUACCUACGAGGAGGCCCUUUCCGUCAGCAUCCGCUAUCUGCGAAGAGCGCCAAGGAGUCAAGAAUAUCCUGCUCAUUCCCUCCCUCCCAUCCUCGUCUCCGCCAUCACUGAUUACGACGUCAUAAGCGAAAUGCUUGCUCUCCAUGGCGGCUUCGUGAAGCGUAUAUUUACAAGCUGA